This is a messenger RNA of Polyodon spathula (Mississippi paddlefish), 3705 nucleotides long. Its product is annotated as C-C chemokine receptor type 4-like. The record is from RefSeq and is a predicted model, not a curated record. The transcript is spliced from 3 exons. Gene Ontology annotation, biological process: chemotaxis; immune response; G protein-coupled receptor signaling pathway. The coding region runs from base 1896 to 3158 and encodes 420 amino acids. Lineage: Eukaryota; Metazoa; Chordata; Actinopteri; Acipenseriformes; Polyodontidae. Gene Ontology annotation, cellular component: membrane. Gene Ontology annotation, molecular function: chemokine receptor activity.
CUGCACGAUAAUUGCGAUGCGCUAGUUCCAAUUACUGUGUACCACUUGCUCAAAUAGUGUCGAGAGCAACAGUCCACUUUGGAGUUGGGUACUGUGACAGAGUAAGAAAGGAUCAGAACUUUAAAUUUCCCUCCCGAUCAGAAAGGGCGUUCUGUAAGAUUGGUGGCAUGCUUCUUCCUAGAUGGACCGCUUUGACGGUAAGCGGAAACCGGAAGGUGACCAUAUUAGGGGGAGCAUGUAGUUGCACAUACCUGAAAGGACUCUAUUGCAAGCAGCUGUGGGGCGGCCCUGCAGUGGAGAAACCAUGGCGAUGGGGUGCUUGCAGGGAGGAGUUUCUGGUUACAAAGGGGAAGCAGCUAGAUCAGUACUGUCCCUUGCGCUGACAUGAGAGCUGGAGUGAAUGAGCGUGUGUUAUUGUCUGUCUCGUGUUUUUGUGUUUUUUCUAGAGGAGGAGUGAGUCUGGAGCUGCAGCCACAGAGCCAACACAAAUCUCGGAGCAUGUCCCUCGCAGCACAAAACAGCACAGCACAGCACUGAACACGCAUCACAAUCCCUGAACGAAAGGAGCACAGUUUCGUGCACGGAGGAUUGUGGUUAAGGAGUGCUUUAUUAUUUUAUCAGGACUGAAACCUGCCUUAUUUCUCCCCGAUAUCAUAGUUGGUAGAGAGGCGGACUGUUUAUUAUUUUUGUGUUAUUUUUGUAAAUAACCACAGAUAUUUUUGGAAGAAUCCUACCUGGGCAUUGGAUUUAUUACCGCACCACUCACAUCCUGUUUACAAAUGGUUUUAGAGGUGGGAUAUGAAAGAUGGACCCCAGGAUUUUGAAUACAAUGUUGGAGGCACAGGCACGGAGGCAUGAAGAGAACUUGGCAGCGGUGAUGGAGAGGAUGCAUGCCAUGUUCCUCGCAGCCAACCAGAGGCUGUAUCAGCAGUGACUCCUCCAAAACCAAAAGUGGUGAAGAUGUCACUGGAGGAUGAUCCCGAGGCUUACAUGACAUUCUUUGAGAGGCAGGCGACAGCAGCCUUAUGGCCUCGGGAGUGGUGGGCUACCCAGCUGGGACCCAAUCUGAUCAGGGAAGCCCAGGCAGCCUACCAUGCUUUAACCCAGGAACAGGCCUUGGAUUACGACCUGGUGAAGAAAGCCAUACUCCAGAGACUGGAUAUCAUGGAGGAGACACACCACCACCGGUUCCAAGAGUACCAACUCCCUAAAGUCUGACCCAGAGUGAUGGCCCAGCAGUUGGUGGACCAGGUGACCCGGUGGCUCUGCCCUGGCGAACGUACGGCUGAAGAGGUGGCUGAGUUUGUCACCAUCGAGCAGUUCGUACGAUUGCUGGGGCCAGAAGCCAGUAAUUGGGUCAUUCGGCACAGACUGGCUGAGGGGUACGAAGACUCCAUGCCCACACCGCUGCUCACCCUGAAAAAUGCAACACCGGUGCCUGCCUUUAACAGACCCCGGACAGCCUGCCCAGGAUCAGGGCCCCCUCAACCAUGCUCCCGUCAUUCCGUGAUCAGCACCCUCUUGGUCCCCAAUGGGCGGCCUCACUCCACAGCAUUGGAGGCCAAGGUCGACCCCCAGCUGGGGUAGAGUAGGGGCCCCCUCCCUGCUGUCAGGUCGACAGCAGGACAAUCAAGCUUCGUGGGCGCCCUCUACCUUGGAGUGUUACCGGUGUCAUGGGGUCGGCCACCUUGCCCGAAAUUGCCCCUCAACAAUGGAGUGUGGUGCGGCCUCGCAUUUCACCAGUGACCGCAGAUGUCACAGUCAGAGAGAGACAGUAUCGAAUCCCGGAGAGCCGCAGAGGUGCAGUUGGCCGGGAGGUGGGGGAUCGAACUUGGAGUCAUUGAGCCUUCCCGGAGUGAGUGGAGCAGCCCCUUCCCUGAGCGAGUGGAGCAGUGAUGGUGCCUAAGAAGGACGGCUCCACUUGGUUCUACGUGGAUUUCAGAAAGGUUAAUGCCAUCUCCAAGUUUGGUGCAUAUCCCAUGCCCCGUGUGGACGAGCUCCUUGACCGACUGGGAGGAGCGCUGUUAGUUUCGACUUUUGAUCUGACGAAGGGAUACUGGCAAAUUCCACUGACCCAGAGUUCGCAACAGAAUGAUGAACACACUACAAUGGAGUUGUUAAGCACUGGAAAUGCAGCUUACCCAACAGAAUACUAUGAUGACAACUUCAAUGAAGGUUAUGUUUAUCUCUGUGACAUUGAUGGUUUAAUCCAAUUUGGUGAAAAGUUUGUACCAUGUUUCUACUACCUGGUUUUUCUGCUGAGCCUGCUAGGGAAUGGAUUGGUCUUGUACAUCAUUUUUAAAUUUGAAAAACUGACAACUGUAACCAACAUAUUUAUUCUCAACCUGGUCAUCUCUGAUUUGGUGUUUGCAUCUUCUCUUCCAUUCUGGGCUUCAUACCACUCUUCUGAGUGGAUCUUUGGAAGUACAAUGUGUAAACUUAUGGGCAGUGUAUACUUUAUUGGUUUCUAUAGUUCCAUCAUGUUCCUGACCCUGAUGACUUUUGACAGGUACCUAGCUGUAGUUCAUGCUGUAAUUGCUGCAAAGAGAAGAAGGAUUGUGUAUGCUUUAAUUUCAAGUGCUGUGGUUUGGGGCAUAAGUUUUGGGGCAACCAUAAAAGAACUUGUUCUCUAUGACAUUAGAGAAGAUAAUGGAAGGGGUACUGUAUGCGAAGAAACUGGAUAUCCUGCAGACUUUAUGGAGAAAUUGAAGCUAGUGGGCUAUUUUCAGCAAGUUAUGCUGUUCUUCCUACUUCCUCUCAUUGUUGUUCUGUAUUGUUACUCUAGAAUAGUCAUCACAGUAAUUAAAACCAAAAUGAAAGAAAAGUGCAGGGCAAUAAAACUCAUAUUCCUCAUUGUAGUGACAUUCUUCCUGUGUUGGACACCGUAUAAUGUUGUGAUAUUUUUAAAGGUGCUACAAAUCAUGAGAAGCUCUACUUCAGUUGACUGUAACAAUGACCUUGACUAUGCAUUGUACGUUACUCGUAAUAUAGCUUACUUGUACUUUUGCGUAAAUCCAGUAUUUUACACAUUUGUUGGUAAAAAGUUCCAAGGCCAUUUUACCAAACUGUUUUCAAAGUGGAACCCUUUCAGGAUUCGGUCUCAAAGCAGUCACAGUGGUAGGACUAGUGAUCACAGAAACCCUCAAACUUUGAUCUGAGUUAUUCAAUUGGAUACUACAAAGUUUGUUUUACCUUGAAGCAAUGAGUAAAAAAAACAUCCAUCAUCCUAUCAUAAUGAUAUUGUUUAGACAUUAUUUACAUACACACUAGUUUUGAUGUUUGUAUAAUAUGAUGGAUUCUUUUUUUAUGUGUAUAAAGUGUAACUGUCUUUUUCAUAAAUACACCAAAACUGUACAUAUAAGCUUGUAAUUCCAUGUUGAGUUUCUGAUGACACUGAUAAAUCACGUGUGCUAUUGCUUUCAUGAAUCUAUAUUCCUCCAGAAACCCUUGUAUCAUGUACAUUUGAUAGUACAUUAUUACUUAUAUUACAUGAAAGAUCAUGUAUAACUUGAAUUGUGUGUUCUGCAUUUUAACAAGGAAAUGUUUUGACUGUGAUGCUUUCUGUCAACAAGUGACCAGCUACUGUAUGCCUUGCUUGGGCAACCAAUAAAAAUUAUGUUUGUAAAAAACAAUGUCUGUAUGGCAAAAAAGGUUUCUCAUGUCCUAUGCAAAAAUUUUUAAAAUUAAAAUAAAUAUGAUUUUGGA